AUGCCGUUUCCCCUUACCCUCGGCCCAACCGGCACCCUCCAAACAUCCAUCUUCCUCAGCUUCGCCUUCACAUCCGCAGGCCUCUUCACCUUCGUCUCGCCCUCGCACCCCGAUGUUUUCGGCCUUCCCGCCGAAACCACCACUCCAGUCUGGAGCCUCCAAGGCGUCCGCGACCUCACUAUGGGCGUGGCAUAUGGACUGCUCGCGUGGCAGCGCAACUACGCUGGCACCAAGGCGCUGAUGACUGCUCACGUUAUCACGGGGGUGGUGGAUGCGGCGGUGGUGUGGGAGUAUGGGAAGAAAGCGAAGAUGUGGGGCCACGCGGCUGGUACGACGGUGAUGGCGACCGUUGUUGCGGGGUGGUGGCUGAAUGGUGGAGAGGGAGUACAUAUUUGA
Messenger RNA from Mytilinidion resinicola, 396 nucleotides. RefSeq lists its product as uncharacterized. NCBI's taxonomy places the organism in Eukaryota, Fungi, Ascomycota, Dothideomycetes, Mytilinidiales, Mytilinidiaceae. Bases 1 to 396 code for a protein of 131 amino acids. The record is from RefSeq and is a predicted model, not a curated record. The transcript has a single exon.